Leucoraja erinaceus (little skate) is the source of this 3994-nucleotide messenger RNA. Its product is annotated as NXPE family member 3-like. The transcript is spliced from 6 exons. NCBI's taxonomy places the organism in Eukaryota, Metazoa, Chordata, Chondrichthyes, Rajiformes, Rajidae. The record is from RefSeq and is a predicted model, not a curated record. The coding region runs from base 181 to 1923 and encodes 580 amino acids.
GUACUCGUGUAACUUGGUGACUCGGGAGAAAAUUCAAACAAGCUUGAAUUUCUCCAAGAGUGACGUACACUUGUGGUUGAACAUUUCCGUACUGACUCUUGCGGUUACGGUAGGAACUCCUGGAACAGAGGGGACAGAAGAUUUAUUGAGCUGAAGUGGGAGCGCGGGGGCCCUUCCAGUAUGGACGACCAAAAUACAAAAAAAACUGUUCUCCACUUCCGCGUUCAACGCCUUUUUGUCAUGUUUCUGGUAUUGCUGCCAAUACUGAUGCUGAUCCUAAACUUGCAUCUCAUCAAGUUCAAUACGUAUUCAAUUUCUGAAUCGGGCUCCCAAAGGAGCAGAUAUCCACCUCCGAAGAAUCAUUCCACAAUAGGACAAGACAUGCAAAUGUUGAAAAAUGAUUGGGCACAUAAGCUGGUGGGGUAUGGCUACCAGAAUCACUGCUUCACCCCUCAAGAAAGGUCAGAGGGCACAGUCCUGAUCAAAAUGCUUAAAUGGCCAACACCUCCCAAAUCUGCCGUGCCUUAUCAGAAGAGCAGCGACCCAUCGCGUGUUCGCUUUGUUAUUUUGGAUUCCGGGAAGACUUUCUAUGUCGGCGAUCAAUUGCAAGUGAUGCUGCGUAUGUUUGAUUUUGAAGGAAAUCCGAAACAAUAUGGGGGCGAUUAUCUCCAAGCGCGGAUCCACACGCCAGAGUUAAAGGCCGGAUCAGCAGGAACAGUCAUAGAUAACCAAAAUGGAUUGUAUUACAUAAAUUUUAUUUUACUCUGGCCGGGGAAAGUCCAAGUGUCUGUCACCUUGGUUCAUUCUAGUGAAGGGGUCCAGGUGCUUCAGAGAAUGCGAGAAGAACAGCCAUUUAGAGUGUUUUUGAAAAGUACCUUCAAAUACGGGGCGAUUGCAGAUGCCACGGUGUGCAAUCUCUUUUUACCUCAGACUAAACCACUUUGUAAUUUUACUGAUCUUAAGACUGGGGAGCCCUGGUUCUGUUACAAACCUAAAAAGCUUCCUUGCUCUGCUCGUGUGAAUUAUGACAGAGGAGGAUAUAUGAAGCCCCUAUUAAUUGAUGAUGAACUCAAGUUUUUCCAAAGUAAAGUCAACAUCAAGAUGCGUUUAUUACCCAAUGCCACUGAUUAUAUAAUGGUGAAACCUUCGCCGCGGGCAAUUGCAGUUCUUGGUAAGUGUAUCCGGGGAAAACCAAUGACAACACCAUCUGGCUUUUAUUAUAAGAACCAGUGGAUGUCAACAACCUGCAAUAUUCGUCACUUUAACACUCCUGCAAAUGUUACAUCCUGUCUUCGUGGGAAAAGGAUUUAUCUGAUUGGCGAUUCCACAAUCUACCAGUGGUUUGAAUACUUGGCUAAAUUUCUUCCAGGUCUCAAUUCAUUUGACCUUGGCUAUUCUGGAAAUGCUGGACCUCUCUGCGCUUUGGACAAGGAACACAACAUCAUGGUGGAGUUUUCCGUACAUGGUCCACCAGUUCAAUUCUAUAAUAUUUGGAGUCAGCAAUUGCGGUACAUUUCAAACAAAAUAGAUGAAAUUAAAGGAGGGAGAAACACAGUUAUCGGAAUUACCUUAUGUGCCCAUUUUACCGCUUAUCCGAUAGAAGUGUAUAUUUGGAGGCUGCAGUCCAUCCGGAGAUCAAUUCUACGACUGUUGGGCAGGAGUCCGGAUACAUUGGUGGUGAUAAAGACAGCGAACGUACGCGCUCUCACACAACGUCUCAGCAUCUACCAGAGUGACUGGUUUUCCUAUCAGCUUGAUUCAGUGCUGAGAAGGAUAUUGGCUGGCAUCAACGUAGCAUUUGUGGAUGCAUGGGAAAUGACCAUAGCCCACUACCUGCCCCAUAACAUACACCCUCAUCAAGUCAUUGUAAAGAAUGAAAUAGAUGUGUUUCUUUCAUAUAUGUGCCCUUCUGAGAAUAAUUAAGCAGUUUUAUUUGUUCCGUUGUGACAUAAUCAAAGGUUUGCCUGAACAACCUAAAACCGAUUAACAUUUGAAACGUUGAUAUCAGCUUCCUUUUGCGCUAUUUAACACUUCAAUUUUGUAGGAAUAUGCAAUGAUUUGGUUAAAGAAAACUAUCUUUUAUUUUCUUACCCCUCUGCAUUAUCUUGAAUUAUGUGUGAGUCAGUAAAUAAUUUUGGUAUUAUCUAAACUGACGUAUGAAAUUAAAGCGGAGAAUGCUGGCUUGUUGAGUGCUUCCAGCAUUUUCUGUUUUCCAGCCUCAACAAUCUCUUGAUUUUCCCACUUGCGACCGGAACGAUCCCAGCAUGAGUGACCUUUCCACGUGCUCCUGUAUGUUCCGCUUGUUGCUCCCCAACUACCCUACGUUAUGUUUACCAAGAUAAAGGCUCCAAAGGCUAGAAUUUCUCGGCCUUUUUUUAAGUUUUUGCCAGUGAACGAUCUUGCCAAUUUUAAUGAGUAUGCAUUUAAAGAAGACAUCUGCUAACAUAUUCUAAUUUGUUUACCAUUGUGUCCCUUUAAUGUGCUGUUCCAUUGCGUGUGAUUUAAUCUUUAGUUUCUUAGGAAGCUCCAGAUACCAAACACUCUUCUACCAGCUAGCCACUUCAUAAGGUCAUAAGGUCAUGUGAUCGGAGCAGAGUUAGGCCAUUCAGCCCAUCAAGUCUACUCCGCCAUUCAAUCAUGGCUGAUCUAUCUCUCCCUCCUAACACCAUUCUCCUGCCUUCUCCCCAUAACCCCUGACAGCUGUAUUAAUCAUGAAUCUAUCUAUCUCUGUCUUAAAAAUAUCAAUUGACUUGGCCUCCACAGCCUUCUGUGGCAAAGAAUUCCACAGAUUCACCACCCCUGUUCAGAGCAUGCCUUAAACAUUUCUUCUCAGGCAUGAUUCAAUGCACUAGUUAAAUCAUAAACCUGGAGUAAUCAGAGGAAUUAUGCCCUCUCUCUAUGUCUUUCUGACUCUGCAUUCAUCUCUAAUUGUCUCUCUUGUUCACUCUCUCUCUCUCUCUCUCUCUCUCUCUCUCUCUCUCUCUCUCUCUCUCUCUCUCUCUCUCUCUCUCUCUCUCUCUCUCUCUCUCUCUGUUGCGCACCCUUCUUACUCUCUCUCAAGGCUCAUAAGGUCAUAAGGAAGAGUAGGAUUAAGCCAUUUGGCCCAUCAAGUCUACUCCACCAUUCAAUCAUGGCUGAUCUAUCUCUCCCUCCUAACCCCAUUUCCUGCCUCCCCAUAACUUCUGACACCAGUACUGAUCAAGAAUCUAUCUAUCUCUGCCUUAUAAAGUGUUCACUGAUGGCCUUCACUGCCUUCUGUGGCAAAGAAUUCCACAGAUUCACCACCCUCUAAAGUAAUUUAUCCUCAUUUAUCCGAAAAGAUUGUCCUUUAAUUCUGAGGCUAUGACCUCGUCCAAGCUUUUCACAUAAAUUCCGAUAGCUUUAAUAAAUUCAUGAUAAUUCCUUACAGUGGGUGCACACAGUGGAAUUAAACAUAAUGGAUGCAAUUCCGCAUGUAGACAAAAUACCCGUCUCUUUUUGUCUCUCGGAAUUUGUCUCCAUCUCUACUUGUCUAUCUUGCUGUCUCUUUCUCUCUGUUGCUCGCCUUUCUUACUCUCUCAAGGCUCAAAUAAAAUCUGCUAACUUUAAUCAAUUUUUGUGAAUUCUAUGUAGGUUUUAAUUUUUAUCCAAAGAUUUAUAGGUUAGCCGAAGGGUCAAGAAAUUGAGAAGGUUUACAGGUUCACUGAGAAAUUACAGCUAUAAAACAGGGAUACAUCCCCCAUCAGUGGGAUUGGUUGGUCGUCAGAGCAGUUUUUUCUUUUGUAUUAAUUAGGGGCAACAAUGAUCUUGGUUUUCUGCUCCGACCCGAUCUUCAUUCACUUCAGCCAUUUGUGAAGUCAUUGCGGGCACUGGACUUUUUCUCCUUAACUGUAACACUAUUUUCCUUAACUGUAAUUGCCUUAGCAGCAACGGGAGCCUCAGCGGUGGUGGGGCCUCGCGAUCGACCCGCAAUCAGCGGUCGAUGAGCGUGAGGGGGCAGGGGAAAACAAUGGGG